AUGGCGGCCGGAUCUCACAACUUUGCCCUCCUCUGCGCCCUCCUCUUCGCCGCUUCCGCCUCCGUCUCCGCCGCCGGUGGUUGCUCCUCCGACAAAUUCUCCUCGAACCGCACCUUCGCCCACUGCCUCGACCUCCCCCAACUCAACUCCUCUUUGCACUUCACCUAUGAUUCCGCCGCCCGCAGCUUGUCGAUCGCUUUCGUGGCUCCACCGGAUAAGCCCGAGGGGUGGGUCGCGUGGGCCAUCAACCCGACCGGAGGCGGCAUGAGGGGGAGCCAGACCUUGAUCGGGUUCCACCAGGCCGACGGGACGCUGGCGGUGAAGACCUACAACAUCUCUGGGUACGGCCCGAUCUCGGAGGCCCCGAUCGCGUUCGAUACUUCGGAUCUCGCGGCGGAGUUGUCCGGAGGCACGAUGAGGAUCUUCGGGAAGUUGGUGCUGCCCAAGGAGAUGACGACGACGACGGUGGAGCAGGUGUGGCAGGUCGGAGAGACCGUGGCCAACGGCGUGCCUCAGAAGCACAGGUUCGACAAAGAGAACCUGGAGUCCAAGGGGUUUGUGGAUCUCAGCAAUGGCGUGAUCGUUCCAUCUCCGGCUCCCGCUCCGGCUCCGGCCGCAAACUGUACCUCUCCCCCUGCCCCUGCCCCCUCCGCUUCAGGAAGCAACAAAAUCAAUGUGAAUGGAAUUGGUACCGCUGUGGCUUUGAUGGUUUCGCUUGCUGCUGGAUUUCUAUUUUAUUAA
Molecule: messenger RNA, 741 nt
Organism: Zingiber officinale
Lineage: Eukaryota; Viridiplantae; Streptophyta; Magnoliopsida; Zingiberales; Zingiberaceae
Product: auxin-induced in root cultures protein 12-like
Exons: 2
Coding region: 1-741 (246 amino acids)
Source: RefSeq, a predicted model, not a curated record